Messenger RNA from Prunus armeniaca (apricot), 183 nucleotides. The record is from the annotation of a GenBank genome assembly. NCBI's taxonomy places the organism in Eukaryota, Viridiplantae, Streptophyta, Magnoliopsida, Rosales, Rosaceae.
AUGGAGUCGUCGUCGUCGCUUAUAGGCCCUUGUGAUUCCGCCCGCUGCCCCUCUCGAAUCGACCGUUCCCAGUCGGCAGCACGCGACACCGUCCACUCGUCAUCUCUUCCUCCACAGCAACUUAGGCUGGUUGCAGAACUGGGUUGCUAUGGCUCGGAGGUUGGGCUGGAAGGGAAGGGAUGA